This is a messenger RNA of Macroventuria anomochaeta, 803 nucleotides long. RefSeq lists its product as uncharacterized. The coding region runs from base 129 to 803 and encodes 224 amino acids. NCBI's taxonomy places the organism in Eukaryota, Fungi, Ascomycota, Dothideomycetes, Pleosporales, Didymellaceae. The transcript is spliced from 2 exons. The record is from RefSeq and is a predicted model, not a curated record.
GUUUUCUUGCUGGCUCAGACUCCCCGCACAUUUCUCCCAAUCUCGGACUCUAGGAUCAGGUGUUUGCAUUUCAAUAUGUUCAAAAUUACAUUCACCUCUUUGGCAGAGACAACAAUGCGGUGACUGUUAUGGGAGAGUCAGCGGGAGCAGGAUCCAUUCUUUACCAUCUUACCUCACCUGGGGUUUCAUCUCUUUCGCUAUCUAAAAAGACCAUCGUGCAGAGCCCAUAUAUCUACUACAUUUCAAAGUUUCAGCAGGAAGAAACAUUCCGCCAGGUCUUACAAGCCUCGAAUGUGUCUUCGUUGGUUGAACUUCAAACUCUGCCCACUGAGAACCUGCAGACUGCCAAUGGCAUUGUUGUGGGUAACUCUCGGCCUUGCGGCACCUUUGGGUUUGGCCCUGUAUUAGAUGAUGAUCGCUACACGGAAUAUCCUCCCUUUCUUUUGCAUCAACGACAAUUUGAUCACUCGAUACAAGUGAUGGGAGGCCACAACUCGAACGAAGGCCUCUUGUUUGCGUCCCCUGUCAUCCACAACAAAAGCCAAUUCGACUUGAAUAUCGCCCUCCUGUUUCCUCAAGCAUUCGGGUCUGCGCUGUCGGCCAUCGAGCAAACGCUGUACCCAGCCAUCUUUGAUAGAUCAUUUGGCUACGUGAACCAACUGGGCCGCAUAGCCCGCGUAAUUGCAGUCGCCCCCAUUACCUGCAACAACUAUUUCAUAGACAAGGUAUUUGGACCCCUCAAUGCCAGCUUCGCUUAUCAAUUUUCUGUACCGCCGGCAUGGCACGCCAAUGACCUGGGAUAA